AUGAUAGCUGCACGUCAUGGCCAGCAUGACGUGGUGCUUCGUGCGCUCGAAACCUCUUGUUCCCAACCUCAGCUGGAUGUGGUUGAUGAACACGGCAACACAGCCGUUAUGAUCGCUGCUCGGGAGGGGCACGACAAGGUAGUGGAAGCUCUUGUUGCAGCAGGGGCGGACCUUUCAAUCAGAAAUCUUGCUGGGCAGACGGCAGCUGAUGUUGCCAGCACGGACGAGAUUCGCGCUGUCAUCGUGAAAGGUGAAGCCCAAGCAGAAGCGAUACUGAGGUCAAUCCUGGCAAUGGAUGGCAAAACUGAGCCGACAACAUCGAGCACUUCGUCUUCUUCGGCUACAGGUCUCGCGCAGCUACCCAAAGAGCUGGCCGCGCUUGCAGCAAGUGUGGAUGUCAAGCUCUGUGCUGAGAGUCCCUUCUGA
Messenger RNA from Symbiodinium natans, 426 nucleotides. NCBI's taxonomy places the organism in Eukaryota, Dinophyceae, Suessiales, Symbiodiniaceae. The record is from the annotation of a GenBank genome assembly.